This is a messenger RNA of Laetiporus sulphureus 93-53, 1793 nucleotides long. Its product is annotated as MFS general substrate transporter. NCBI's taxonomy places the organism in Eukaryota, Fungi, Basidiomycota, Agaricomycetes, Polyporales, Laetiporaceae. Gene Ontology annotation, molecular function: transmembrane transporter activity. The record is from RefSeq and is a predicted model, not a curated record. The transcript has 12 exons. The coding region runs from base 115 to 1503 and encodes 462 amino acids. Gene Ontology annotation, cellular component: fungal-type vacuole membrane. Gene Ontology annotation, biological process: transmembrane transport.
CAGCCACCAUCCCAUCAGCCGACGCAAUCGGAAUGUACACGGCCCUUUGACGCUCCAGGGGUCCGCUGCCAGGACGCACUUUGUGCACUGUCGCUCCCUUGUUUGACGACCACGAUGAAGCAUACGAGCGAAGACGAGGUUGUCAUUCAGAACCCUGCGCCCAGCACGGACGAUCUAUAUGUUUGUGGCCCUUGGCGCGCCUGGAGCACGGUCUUCGGGGCCUGGUUACUACAGUUUAGUGUCGUUGGAUACAUGUCCGCGUUCGGGGUGAUGCAAAGUUACUACUCCAAAGACAUCCUCGCGAACGAGUCGGCAUCUUCAAUCAGUUGGAUUGGCAGCAUACAGCUCUUCCUGGACCUGUGCUUGGCGGCGGGAGCAGGCCACUUACUGGAUCGAGGCUAUUUUAGACAUUGCGUGGUAUCUGGAAGCCUCAUCUUUGUUUUCUGUCUCUUCAUGUUAUCCCUUGCCCAACGGGAUCACUACUAUCAGUUCCUACUCGCACAGGGAUUCGGGAUGGGAACUGGUGUGGGUUUGAUUUAUCUGCCGACGUGUGCGAUAGUGUCACAACACUUCAAGCAACGCAAAGCAUUUGCUAUGGGUCUAGUGGGAUCCGGCGGUUCGCUCGGUGCUGUCGUGUUCUCGAUCUCACUGAACUAUCUACUGAACGGGAGUUUGACGUUUGGCUGGGCAAUCCGAGUCACGGCGUUCAUCGUGACUGGUCUCCUUUUGCUGGGAAACCUCCUCAUGUUCAAACCCACGACAUUAGCUAAACAUGACGUACAGAAUGCCGAGUCAGAGCAGCCUCGGGGUGAUUCCGCGGACAUCACAGAUGAGAAGAAAGAAUCGCCUGCAAAUACGCCUCCCACUCUUCAGAAGGAAUCUAGUAAAGACGAAGGCUCAUCAAGUGCUACACCUGCUCGUGUGCCAUUCUGGGACACGAAAUACAUCCUGUUUCUGAUCGAUGGCUUCUUGUAUGGUUUGGGGAUGUGGUUCCCGUCAUACUAUGUGCAGCUAUACGCUGAACAGCAUGGGAUCAGCGAAAAGCUCUCCUUCUACGCGCUCGCGAUCAUGAAUUUUGCCAACAUGGUUGGCCGGAUCUUGCCCAACUGGCUCGGAGACAGGUUUGGUGUGCUGGAUAUCUACAUACCGUGUGUCUUAGCUUCAGGUGGUAUUGUGUUCGCGACGUUUGGUUGUUCGACGCCGUAUGGCCUUGUGCUCUUUACGAUAUUUUACGGUUUCUUCUUCGGAACGGGUGUAUCAUUGUAUCUACCGGUCGUCUCAUCAAUCAGCAAAGAUGGCGUCGACAUUGGCAAACGUAUGGGCAUAUCCCUUUUCCCAGUAGGCAUAGCCUCGCUCAUCGGCAACCCGAUCAACGGCGCUAUACUGGGUCAAGAUUACAUCUGGUGGAAAGGCGUGACGUUUGCCGGCGUCACGAUGCUCGCGGGAGGAGCGAUACUUGUACUCAUCAGGCUGAUUAAACUGCGAGAAAAAGCUUCAAGGUAGCUAUGUGGUUCCUUCACAGACCAUGUGCCACCACACGCUGUGUAUGGAUAGAUAUGUUUUUGGUUACGUUGUGUCUUUCCCAUAGGCCAAGCUCUAUCUCUGCUCCCGAAUGGCUUUCCCUUCGACCGGUGGAUACCAGGGAGGCCGCGGGUUGAUCAGAAAAAUGUUCCGUUCUGUUGAAGUGCUUGGCUUCCCGGGUGAGGGUACCACCGAAGAGAUUACGUGACGGUAGCAUUUGUCUGAUUGAUAUCUUCAAGCGAAGUAUCGGCAUACUCCAUCGGUGUGGGAAG